This is a messenger RNA of Gasterosteus aculeatus aculeatus (three-spined stickleback), 4049 nucleotides long. RefSeq names its product SRY-box transcription factor 1a (gene sox1a). Gene Ontology annotation, cellular component: nucleus. The record is from RefSeq and is a predicted model, not a curated record. Gene Ontology annotation, biological process: negative regulation of transcription by RNA polymerase II; positive regulation of transcription by RNA polymerase II; neuron differentiation. Gene Ontology annotation, molecular function: DNA-binding transcription activator activity, RNA polymerase II-specific; RNA polymerase II cis-regulatory region sequence-specific DNA binding. Lineage: Eukaryota; Metazoa; Chordata; Actinopteri; Perciformes; Gasterosteidae.
GUCUAAAUCUGAGGUGGAAUAAAAGCGAACGAAAAUGUGAAGAGUGAGGCGAACUUCUUAUCUGUGAUUGCGCAUAUGGAAAUAAGUAUUUUUUCGCCGUUGUGUUGAGCUCCUCGCGUCUCGGUGCAGGCUGUGUAUUGAUUUGGGGACCAGUGAGACGCGCCGGGCUGCAGCGUGCGCGCGGAUCUGUGCGCAGCUCACGGUGCUACCAGUUGCUCUCCAGCCGACCAACUUUGGUUUCACCGAGGGGACAUUAUCGGCUCCGGAUCUAUUGAAACCCGCGUCGGGCUGGAUUAACCUUGUAAAUAAUAAUAAUAACAAUAUGAAUCAGCUGUGUAUUGUCUAACGCGGCUCGGUGGCCGUUGAUAUGUGAGAUGGUUUUGAGAUCUUUUUUACUUGCGGGGGGAGGCGGGUGGGAGUGUGCAGGCUGAUUUCUGGGGUAUUGGGCUGUUACCCCACGAUUCCUGUGAUUCCCGCGUCCGUCAGCAGGUGAUUAAAAAAUAAAAGAUCCUCCCAAAGGCCAUUAACCAUUUUCACGUUGGCUGGCGGAUAGAGGGUAACGCAAAUAAAUAGAUUAUUUUAAUUAUUAUUAAUUAAAAAAAAAAGUUUUUUAGUAUUCGAGUAUUAUAAGCGAGGGAUUUGUGAGUUAAAGACACAAACACCAACUAGACGCCGUGCGUAAUUUGGGCGACUGGAGUUGUAUUUAUUCGUAAUCCGUCUGUUAUUUAUUUAUUCAUUUACGAGGCGGAUUGAUAACUGCUUUGACCCUUGGCCCCUGCCGCGCACCAUCAUCGCAGCGCGCACAUCCUGUUGCAGAGGCAGCACACAAAGGAGCGAGGAGGUUUGAAAAGAGGUUGGUUAAAAGAGGAGUAACUGAUGGGGGGAUGACAGAGAGAGUAAACGGGGGCCCCGGUGUCCCAGUGUCAUUGUAAAGACUAAUCCUCUACAAUCCGAAAUCCCCUCCACAAUGACAGAAACACAUAAUAACAAUAACAUAUAUAUUAUUCGACUAACUUUUCGAUCGAUACUUUAAUUUACGCCGUUACAUUAUUAUUUUUUAUUCAAUCAUGUGUUUAUUUAACAACACCCUUGGGUUAAACAGACAUCCGGAAAUACGGCUCAACCCAUUAAAAGUCUUAAAACUUCCAAUAGUAAAUGUGCCACAAUCCCAUUUAUUUAUUUACAACAUUACUCCUUAACUUUUUUGAUUUUAGCUAAAUAAGCUGCUCCUUUUUCGGAUUUGUCAAGUGACACAAAUGUCUUUAUUAAAAGAGGCCAACGUGCGUCAUAGUUCAUUGUUUAUUUAGUUUGUUGAUUUGUUUUCUGGUGGGACAGCUUCCCCGGCCCUUACCGCCGUGUAGCUGUCCAGGUGUCAUUACAUCGUGUUCUUCCGUUGCCUUAAGCCUCGUGGCCCAGACGACACGUUUAUUGACCUCUGUGAUGUCCCGUUAAGACGCAUGGAUCUGUCCAAGUGAUCCCGCUCCCUCGGGCCCUAAACGGAGAGCCAUAACACGCUAAGCCCCAAUUAAAAUAAAAAAAAACGGCGAAGGAUGAUAGAAUGAUUAAAUCGUUAGUCUCGCCGCGGGAUGUAGUAUUUCGUUUUCCCUUUCAAUUAGAGGUUGAUUGGGCUUUUCAUGGGAGGUCAGCUGUGCGGAAUCCGGAUUAUAUAUGCGAGGGCUGGAGGACGCGUGCAAUCGGCUCCCUCGCACGGUUUCCAUCGGGUUGCUCGGGUGUAAAAAUGACGGAAGCAAAGUGCACCGGCCACGUUAAAAGUCCACUGCCGAAGGCGGCAUCGGAGCGGCUUCCACGCGGUCUGGUUUAGCUGCGGGCGCACGCAGGCUCAGGCAGGAAUCGUCCCCCGCCGCCAGCAGACGGCGAUGUCCACGCUUUGACCCGGCAAAUUCCACGUCAUCACUUGCUCAGGGACUUGGACCGUCGUUUUCUUUUCUUUUUUUUUAACCAAAUUUUUGUCAUGGCAUCCUGACACCUACUUUUACUACAUGGUCUUCUGAAAGAAUGGAUUUUGAGUUGUCGGUUGAGCGUGAAGUGGUCUGAUAUUGUUGGGUUUGGGUAGUCUGUAGUUCCAGUGUACAAGUUGGGAGUUGGGUUUGGGCUUCUAGGACGCACGAUGGAUGUGAGACUAAACUUGGAAGGAAAUGUUCUGAAGUUUAAGCACGAAUAAAGAAACUUUACCCCAACUUUUGUUGACGCUGAUCGUAAAAGCUGCUGCAGGCUGCGUCUCCAUGUCUAUUGAAGCCAUAGCGGUUCUUUGAAAUAUAUUUAGAUGUUUGACUCAUGGUGCUCAAAGACUCUACCCCUCCACAUCCCUGCUAACAAAUCGUAGUUAUUUUUGUUUAGCUGAUGUCUCUGAGAGCGUUUGGAAAUUUCAAAUGCCUUGUGCUAUUUGUGGGAUUGGCCCUCAUUUCUGCCUCCUCCUCCUUCUCCUCCUCCUCCUCCUCCUCCUCCGGUGUGUUCUCCCUCUAUGGUCCUCUAGUCACCUGACCAAACGCCAUGCAAAUCACUCUGCUGUUAGAGCCCCAUUGGCCGCUUGUGGCUCAUUUAACCGCUGUCAGUGCGCAUCAUAUGGCCGCCGCUUUAACCAACUUCUUAACUCCGACAGGGAAAGUGGCUCCAAUGCGCAUUCUAUCACAGUGGAUGUGAACCAACCCAGACGACGACAGUGCGAAAUACUGGUUGGAGAACAUUUUAUAUCCCUUUUCGGAAUAUUUUUCGUCUCGUGUUUAAAUCUUUGGGGCUAAGAAUAUCAAUUCUGUACCCAGCCUGUGCGCGCCCGAUCUCGUGCGCACCUAUCUUGAAAUAGACUUUUUCUCUGUUGGUGGCGAAGUUUAAAACCAGGUGAAUGUAUAGCAUGAUGAUGGAAACUGACCUGCAUUCCCCUGGCCCCCAAACGAACACGGCCACGGGGCAAACGGGGCCAAAUAGCGGGUCCAAAGCGAAUCAGGAGCGGGUGAAGAGACCGAUGAACGCGUUCAUGGUGUGGUCCCGUGGGCAGCGGAGGAAGAUGGCCCAAGAGAACCCCAAAAUGCACAACUCUGAGAUCAGCAAACGGCUGGGCGCCGAGUGGAAGGUGAUGUCCGAGGCUGAAAAGCGCCCCUUCAUCGACGAGGCGAAACGGUUGCGAGCCAUGCACAUGAAGGAGCAUCCGGAUUACAAGUACCGGCCAAGAAGGAAGACCAAGACGCUGCUGAAAAAGGACAAAUAUUCCCUUGCCGGUGGACUGCUUUCCGGGCCCGGCGGAGGUGGUGGAGUUGGUUUAGGAGUCGGAAUGAGUUCAUCCGGAGUUGGGCAGAGGUUGGAGAGCCCCGGGGGUCACGGAGGCUCCGCCGGCUCCGGCUACGCGCACAUGAACGGCUGGGCGAACGGCGCGUACUCGGGGCAGGUGGCCGCCGCUGCGGCUGCCGCGGCGAUGAUGCAGGAGGCGCAGCUCGCCUACAGCCAGCACCCGGGGAGCGGAGCGCACCACCACCACCACUCGCACCACCAUCACUCACACAACCCGCAGCCCAUGCACCGCUACGACAUGACAGCGCUGCAGUACAGCCCCAUCUCAAACUCUCAGAGCUACAUGAACGCUUCUCCAUCCGGCUACGGCGGGAUCACCUACACACAGCACCAGGGCUCCGGCGUCACUUCCUCAGCCACCAUGGGGACGUUAGGGUCGCUGGUGAAGUCGGAGCCGAGUAUUUCUCCGUUGCUGGAAUAACAUCAGCACUGGGACUUUUUGUCAAGAGCAAACUGUCCAUCAUGGCUAUCACCAGUGGACAUGGAUCACUGAGGGGCCUGUGAUUAACAGAUAGCACCUCGUCUCCUCUGCUGGCAGGCCAUCAUUAUGACGAGCACUAGAACAUAGGUGCUGCGGGCGAACAGACCUUUAGGAAAAUGUCAGCGACAGUCAGAGCCACAAAUUCCCUUCAAUCACUCUUCCCCAUGUGAUAAUAACUCCCCUUAACCCCCUUAAUUACGCAACUUUGAUUUUAUUUUAUCUUUAUGUUGUGUUGGGUCAGCCGGGAAAAUCAUCACCAAAAAAA